AUGAAGACGUCGUUCUCCUCCGUGGCCACGGCCAUCGCCUUGGGUGCUUCUGCCGUUAUGGCGGCUCCCUCCAAGACCAUUGCCGCCCGUGACGACGUUACCCCCAUCACCGUGAAGGGAAAUGCCUUCUUCAAGGGCGAGGACCGUUUCUACAUCCGGGGUGUCGACUACCAGCCUGGUGGCUCCUCCAAGCUCGCUGACCCCAUCGCCGAUGCCGAUGGCUGCAAGCGUGAUAUCGCCAAGUUCCAGCAGCUCGGCCUGAACACCAUCCGUGUCUACUCGGUAGACAACUCCCAGGACCACGACGAGUGCAUGAAUGCCUUGGCUGAUGCUGGCAUCUACCUGGUGCUCGAUGUCAACACUCCCAAGUACUCCAUCAACCGUGCCGAACCCAGCAUCUCCUACAAUGAUGUCUAUCUCCAGAACGUCUUUGCCACCGUUGAGAUGUUUGCCAAGUACCCCAACACGCUGGCUUUCUUCUCCGGUAACGAGGUCAUCAACGAUGGCCCCUCGUCCAAGGCUGCUCCGUAUGUCAAGGCUGUGACCCGUGAUAUCCGCUCCUACCUCCGUGCCCGCAAGCUGCGCCAGGUCCCUGUUGGAUACUCUGCUGCUGAUAUCGAUACCAACCGUCUUCAGAUGGCGGAGUACAUGAACUGCGGCACCGAUGAUGAGCGUAGCGACUUCUUCGCUUUCAACGACUACUCCUGGUGUGACCCCUCCUCCUACACCACCUCUGGCUGGGACCAGAAGGUGAAGAUGUUCACGGGCUAUGGAUUGCCUCUCUUCCUCUCCGAGUACGGCUGCAACACCAACACCCGCAAGUUCGAGGAAGUCAGCGCUCUCUACUCCACCAAAAUGACCGGUGUCUACUCUGGUGGUCUGGUCUACGAAUACUCCGAAGAAGCCAGCCACUACGGCUUGGUCGAGGUUGACGGUAGCUCCGUCAAGACCCUUCCUGACUUUGAUUCCCUGCAGUCGGCCUUCAAGAACACCCCCAACCCCGAGGGAGACGGUGGUUACAACAAGACCGGUGGUGCCAACGGCUGCCCCUCCAAGCAACUUCCCGACUGGAAUGUCGAUGCCACCGAUGCCCUCCCUGCCAUUCCCGAGCCGGCUCUGAAGUACAUGAAGGAUGGCGCCGGAAAGGGCCCUGGAUUCGCCGGUUCCGGAAGCCAGAACAAAGGUACUCAGUCCACUGCUACUGCUACUGCUGGAUCUGGCAGCAAUGUCCCCACCUCCACCGGAUCCGCCUCGGACUCUUCUUCGGCAGCCUCUGGUUCUUCCACCAGCAGUUCUGGCGCGCUCUCCCUGCAGCCUCCCAGCAUGGCCCCGGUUUUCAUCGGGCUUGUGACCGUUCUUUCUUCCCUGUUCGGAGCCUCGGUUAUCCUGCUCUGA
Molecule: messenger RNA, 1395 nt
Organism: Monascus purpureus
Lineage: Eukaryota; Fungi; Ascomycota; Eurotiomycetes; Eurotiales; Aspergillaceae
Source: the annotation of a GenBank genome assembly